Molecule: messenger RNA, 4344 nt
Organism: Mastomys coucha (southern multimammate mouse)
Lineage: Eukaryota; Metazoa; Chordata; Mammalia; Rodentia; Muridae
Gene: Angpt2
Product: angiopoietin 2
Exons: 18
Coding region: 2328-3638 (436 amino acids)
Biological process (GO): angiogenesis; Tie signaling pathway
Molecular function (GO): receptor tyrosine kinase binding
Source: RefSeq, a predicted model, not a curated record
CCGGGGAGAUGUGGGGUGGUGGGUUUUGGCCUGGGCCGGUGUUGGAGAGCAGCGUGGGGACACGAGGGUGCUCCCUGCAAGACACGCGUGAGCCGACUCGGCCGUGGAGCGCAGGAGGAGCUCGAGGCCGCAGACCACUGACUCGUGUCUCUGCUUCCUUGCCUUGGACUUCCCUUCAUGUCUUGCCCCACAUUUCUUUCUCAUCACCUCAGAGAUGUGCUUCUUAAGGCAUACAGAUGACUCCUGUCAUUAGCACACUGUGUCAGAUGGGCAUGCUUACAUGUUUUCACGAUGCCUGGAUGUACGGAAUUACAAUAAAUGUCACAGUAGAGUGCCUUCGAUGGCACCAAAGAGCCCAUUUUACUUUGUAGCCUUUGCUAAGGGAAACACAGGUUCUUUUAUUGCACUCUUAAUUACUAAUAUUAACUCUCAGAUCACACAUACCUCACUCAAACACAUCUGAAUGAAUGAAGCCAGAUUUUCUUCAUGGACUUCAACCAGCUGAUACAAAAUACACAACCCUCACUUCAAAGAGAAUAACAGAUCAUUCUGAUGCCAAAUCAAAGUGGUCAUCGCAGAGAACACAAAUUUGGAAUACCAACAUGACUCUCAGGUGCACAACAUCCAAUCAUUCGGGAAUGAGACACCCUCCAAGCUUUAAUUUUCAUCCCAGGAGUUCACUCCCCAGGAAGAUCAAGGUGUCAGCAGCGCAUGCAUGAGUGGGGUACACGGACCACAAUGAUUGCUCUACUCAGAGUCUAGAGGUGGUCUGUCAGCAACUGUAGCAUCCAGCCUGCCAGUAGAUUCCAACAUUCAUGGUGACGCCUUGUGGCUGCUCACUGGAGCCACAGAAAUAGGAACCUCUUGUGAAGCUCACUGUCCAGGAGUCAUUGAUACUGGACCUCCCCCAACCCCUCGUGGAUGACUGAACCUUGGUUCUUGUGCAUGCUAGGCAAGUGCUCUACCAAGAAACAUUCUGAAGGAGGUGGGCAAUAUUACCACUAUCAGGAAGCACCAGAUGCCUCACCUUACCUGGGACCAAUGAUGAGGCUGGCCAGCUGAGGGGCUGGGCUGACUUUGCCACCACACAGGAGUACCAGUUCACACAGUUUGGCUCUGGGAGGGCUGCUGGCUGGUGAGAUGAACAUCUUCGGCUGAUUGGCAAAGAGGGUUCCUUGGUAUUGCUGGGUAGAUAAAUGGCGCUCAAGUCGGCAGAUCUGUGGACAAAUGGAAGGAAGUCAGUGGGGGCAGGACUCACUUCUGUGGAGAUCAGGACAACAGUGAAGCUCCCUUCUCUUUUCCAAAUACAGACUCAAGGUAAGGUUGCCGCAUUACUCAAUUUCUGUCCGUAUGACAAUGUAUGCGAGCCAAGUACCACUAGAGCUUUCUCUUGGCUCGUGGUUUCAGAGCGGUCAGCCGUGGUUGCCGGGAAACAAGACUAUAGGACAAGGGCUAGGGUGAGAGGCACACCCCAGUGACCAGUUCCCUCCAGCCGCUCCCUACCUCCUAACGGCCCAUUCGGUCAUGAACUCAUGCAUAGAUUCAUUCUAUGAUUAACACCGUCCCCAUCUAACCACUUCAUACAUAAGUAUGGUCAGCUGGAGACCGAGGCUUCAACACACCAGCCUUUGGGGAUCCCACUUUAUAUCCAAACCACAAGAGCAAUCCAUUCUUUGGCAAAUUUUAUAUUCCCAAGACUCAAGAAGAAGGCAGUGAUGUGAGAGAUAUUUUUCAAAGUGGAGAUAGAUAAAAGUCUUAGAAUACAAUGUGCUUUUGAAUUAUCACAAUUUUAGAAACAAAGUGUUAAAGGUUAACCAACCCACAAACAGACGGAGUACGUCUAUGAGCACUGUUUCAGGAGCUUGGAGGACUGUGUUGCUGAGGGGGAACAUCUACCGCUGGCAUUUCCCUUGCCACCCAUCAUUCAUCUCAGGGGGCUCCAGGGCUCUUCCUCGAGUGACUAGCAGGUUCUAGGACUGCUUCAGGUCACACAUCAGGGCAUUUAAAGCCCAGUGGAAGAUGGGACUGAGCCAAGACAAUCCAAGUGACCUCAUUUCUUCUGCCGAUGUUAUUCCUAGCCUAUAAGAGUAGGGCCCAGAGAUGACUGAACACUGACCUGAACUGUUUCUGAGGAGACUGCGCAGUGGACAGAGCAUUUGUGCGAUUAUGAGGAUCAGAACUUAGCUCCCCAUCACUCAGCCUACAGUAACUUUAGGAAGAGCGUGGACAGCACAGGCAGAAGGCAGUACCAGGUCCAGAACGGACCCUGCAGCUACACGUUCCUGCUGCCGGAGACCGACAGCUGCCGAUCUUCCUCCAGCACCUACAUGUCCAACGCCGUGCAGAGGGAUGCACCCCUUGACUACGACGACUCAGUGCAAAGGCUGCAGGUGCUGGAGAACAUUCUAGAGAACAACACACAGUGGCUGAUGAAGCUGGAGAAUUACAUCCAGGACAACAUGAAGAAGGAGAUGGUGGAGAUCCAACAGAAUGUGGUGCAGAACCAGACGGCCGUGAUGAUAGAGAUUGGAACCAGCUUGCUGAACCAGACAGCGGCACAAACUCGGAAACUCACUGACGUGGAAGCCCAAGUACUAAACCAGACGACAAGACUCGAGUUGCAGCUUCUCCAACAUUCUAUUUCUACCAACAAAUUGGAAAAGCAGAUUUUGGACCAGACCAGUGAAAUAAACAAACUACAAAAUAAGAACAGCUUCCUAGAAAAGAAAGUUCUGGACAUGGAGGACAAGCACAGCGUGCAGUUGCAGUCCAUGAAGGAGCAGAAGGACCAGCUUCAGGUGCUGGUGUCCAAGCAGAGCUCUGUCAUCGACGAGCUGGAGAAGAAGCUGGUGACAGCCACGGUCAACAACUCGGUCCUUCAGAAGCAGCAGCACGAUCUAAUGGAGACGGUCAACAGCUUGCUGACCAUGAUGUCAUCGCCCAGCUCUAAGAGCUCUGUUGCUGUCCGUAAAGAAGAGCAAACCACCUUCAGAGACUGUGCGGAGAUCUUCAAGUCAGGACUCACCACCAGUGGCAUCUACACGCUGACCUUCCCCAACUCCACAGAGGAGAUCAAGGCCUACUGUGAUAUGGAUGUGGGUGGAGGAGGGUGGACAGUCAUCCAGCACCGGGAAGAUGGCAGUGUGGACUUCCAGAGGACGUGGAAAGAAUACAAAGAGGGCUUCGGGAGCCCUCUGGGAGAGUAUUGGCUGGGCAAUGAGUUUGUCUCCCAGCUGACCAGUGGGCACCGCUAUGUGCUUAAGAUCCAGCUCAAGGACUGGGAAGGCAACGAGGCGCACUCGCUGUACGAUCACUUCUACCUCUCCGGCGAAGAGUCCAACUACAGGAUUCACCUUACGGGGCUUACAGGCACCGCGGGCAAAAUAAGUAGCAUCAGCCAACCAGGAAGUGAUUUCAGCACAAAGGAUUCGGACAACGACAAGUGCAUCUGCAAGUGCUCUCAGAUGCUCUCAGGAGGCUGGUGGUUCGACGCAUGCGGUCCGUCCAACCUGAAUGGACAGUACUACCCACAAAAGCAGAAUACAAAUAAGUUCAACGGUAUCAAGUGGUACUACUGGAAGGGGUCCGGCUACUCGCUCAAGGCCACCACCAUGAUGAUCCGGCCAGCUGAUUACUGAAUGCCUGUCUACACUCCCAGAAGAACUUGCUGCAUCCAGAGAUCAACUCGAAGGCACUGAGAGACAGCGAAGCACAGCAGCCCCUGUCCACAUCAGGAGGUGCUCCUGGGGGGCGGGGAGGACCUGCGUGUACCAGACUGAAGCACAUCACUUAAGCCUGCACCGCUAACCAACCUAAGGAAACACCUGUGGGAAGGUUGUGCCUGACAAUCAGAGGGACAGCGUGCAGACUCAAGGAAGUCGCCAGGAAGAAUGUUACAUGGGAGUUCAUCAGUAAAUAACUGGAAAACAGAGCACUCAGAUGGUGGAGAUAAAUAUUGGGACCACAUCCUCUAAGCACGGUUUCUAGAGUAUAUACAUAGGCAACUCGGCUGUCUCGAUGACGCGAGCGUGUCUUUGCACCACGGCAGCCAGUAGCCAGGGACUUCUAAGUGGUGGGUACAGGCUGUCACCUGGAGAAGCAUAGCCCAUCGUUUCCCUCUUAGGUGCUUUACAUGUUCAUUUGAAAACAACACAUUUACCUAUCUCGAUGGCUUAGUUUUUCCUGGCUGGAUACUAUUUACUAUAUGGCAGAAAGGCCCACAUCUCUGGCAUGACCACCAAGCGGGCGCCACGCUGCUGAAUGUGGAGACUGUACUAUUCUGUUUUCUUCCUGGCUGUUAAAUAUGAAGGUAUUUUUAGUAAUUAAAUAUAAGUUAUUAGUUGA